AUGCAAGCACGCUGGCCGCUAUCCGUUCUUUGCUUGAUAUUUCUACAGCUUUGCUAUGUGAACGCCCUGGUCGCAAAGGAGCCCAAACGACGCGGUUUAUUCGGUAACGCCUUCGAAUUCGACGAGGACAGAGAACACACGACUAUCGCCGCUGCUACGAGGUCGACCACGCCAAGUGCGACGCCCACUACCACUGGAAUACUUGGCGACAUUUUCUUGACUACUACCCAUUCUGCUUCUGGAUCACUGUCGGCGGGCCAUACCAAGGAAACGGACUCUAUUCGCAGUUACUCCGUGUUGGGCACGCCGCCACCGCCAAAGCCUGUAUCUGUCAGCGCGACACCGUUGUCACCAAUAAGCUCUCCCCCGGCAGAAACGACGGAAGCGCCACCAGAAGUUCCUGCGCCCACGCCUGGCUCGACACUGACUACAUCAAACGCAGAACUCGCCCAAUGGAAGGUGCUUGGGGUGACGGUUCUUUGUAUCGCAGUGGUGGCGGCCAUCAUCCUCUCCGUGAUGUUCUUCGACACGUGGUGGGGCUUCGUCAGAGACGUGUUCCUUGGGAAGAAGCGCAGAGAGGCGGCUGAGGAGCUGGUCCCGGACUGGGAAAAGAGGAGCUGGGAGCUUCGGAUGGUAAGCGAGGAUGGCCAUCGCUACCCGUCGCUCUCGUCGGUGGAAUCUAUCACGAAGUGGAAGGGCAUGAAGGGGGGCAAGAAGACGCCCGCAGAGACGACGACCGAGAAACCAGACCUGGAGUUGCCUAUGCCGACAUAUCGCCCAGACUACAACCCAUACGCCCUACACUCACCCCCGAGUUCGAAGCCUUGA
This is a messenger RNA of Pleurotus ostreatus (oyster mushroom), 828 nucleotides long. RefSeq lists its product as uncharacterized. The transcript has a single exon. NCBI's taxonomy places the organism in Eukaryota, Fungi, Basidiomycota, Agaricomycetes, Agaricales, Pleurotaceae. The record is from RefSeq and is a predicted model, not a curated record. The coding region runs from base 1 to 828 and encodes 275 amino acids.